AUGCCUGCAGAGGAUAUUGAGAUGACGGACGCCGUCCUGGUGGCGGCAACUUCGGCCGAGGUCGUUGUGGCCAAUGGGAAGCGCAAGCCGUCUGGUGCGCAAAUCAAGAAGGCGAGGAAGGAGGCGCUGUUGACGGAGGAGGAGAUCGAGAAGGCGUUGGAGCAGACGAAGCAUAGAGUGCACCGACGCAAGAAGAACCUUCAUAUUCACCGUUGUCGGUUCGUUGACUGGACGCCUUCGACGAUCACCACUUUGGCAUUCUCACAUCGCGGGAAGGGACAUGGUGGUAUCCCACAAGGAUUGAGGUUGGCCGUUGGAAGGGCAAAUGGAGAUAUCGAUAUUUGGAAUCCGAAGUUGGAGUGGGUGCACGAGACUACAUUGAAGGGUGGUGAGAACCGAUCUAUCGAAGGACUCGCAUGGUCCACCGCCGACCCCUCCUCGCCGCCACGACUUUUCUCUAUCGGUUUUUCGACAUACAUUACAGAAUGGGACUUGCAGACCGGCCGUGCCAUUGCUAACUUGGACUGUUCCGCCGGCGCCAUCUGGUCCAUCGUCGCUGAUCCUCACUCCCCUCAACUCGUGGUUGGAUGCGAUGACGGUUCUAUCGUGGUAAUCGACAUUUCUGGUGGACCUGGAGUUAUGGAGUACGCUCGUGGUUUGUCCAAGGUCGAGAAGGGCCGUGUGUUGAGUUUGGCGUGGAAGGGUAAGAGUCAGAUUGUUGGUGGAUGCUCGGAUUCUGCGCUGAGAGUAUGGGAUCUCGAGGCGCCUCAGGGACAGAUGCGGACGAAGAUGAAGGUCGAGACGGUUGCUGGCGCUGGCGCUACUCUUGUCUGGGCUGUCAAGGUCUUGCAUGAUGGUACUAUUGUUUCGGGUGAUUCUACUGGAGCUGUCAAGUUCUGGGAUAAGCACUACUCUCUCAAGCAGUCUUUCCGUCUUCACGACGCUGAUGUUUUGACGCUUGCUGAGAACGAGGCCGGAAACAGUGUUUUCUCCGCGGGUGUUGACAGGAAGACGAUCUGCUACCGUGUUGUGAACCCCACGCUUGGCAAAUGGGCCGACGUCGCUUCCCGUCGCUUCCACGAGCACGAUGUCCGCGCUAUGGCUUCGUUCGACUGCAAGACGAAGGAGUUCCUCGUCUCCGCUGGUGUCGACCGAUCCAUUGUCGUCAACAGCAUGUCCCGCUUCAUGCAGACCAACCACCGUACCCUUCCCGCAGUCGGCCAAAAAUCCGUCAUGGCGGUCGCGAGAAAGGCAAGGUUGAUGAUGACUUGGACGGAUCGUGGCGUGAAGGUGUGGAAGCUGCACAAGCUCAAGACUUCGCGUGAGGGCAAGCUCGCGCCUAUCGUUACUGCACCUCAGGAUGAGGCCAAGCUGGUAUUGAAGAUGACUUUCAAGAAUGAGGAGAACUUGAUUGCUGGGACAAUCUCGCCGGAUGGGAGGUGGAUCGCGGUUGGCACCGUGAAUGAGACCAAGGUGUUUAGGUUGGUGCCGAAGAAGGGUGGAAAGUCUGGGUACGCUGUCAUGAAGAUUGAUGUGCCGGAGUUGAAGGAGCAGGGUGUUCAUCUUUUGAGUUUUGCUCAGACCAAGGGGUCUGGCGAGAGCGAGGAGACUCAGAGCACUCCGCGGUUGUUGAUCGUUACCCCGGAUAACGAGAUUGUUGGCGUUGAUAUGCUUGCAUUGGAGGAGGGUGCCGGGGAUGCGGUGGAGGAGCUGGAGAGACCGCCUGUCCCUGCACCAGCACCCCAGGUACCAGUUGAUGGCGAGAUUGUGAGGAAGAUGCCUACGCACACGGAGAACAUCUCACACAUCACUGUGUCGCUCGAUGGUUCGUACUUUGCCAUCAUCGAUCUUGCGCAGAACAUCACCAUUUACUCCCUCUCAAAAUGGGGUUCGUUCAUUCAGUUGCCGCGUGCACCAGCACCUGUCACUGCUGCUACGUUCCGUACGGGCGCCAAGGAUGUCGGUCCGACUUUCGUGAUCACGACUGCGGAUAUGAAGGUCCUCGAGUAUGAUUUGGCUACGGCCUCGCUCACCGAGUGGUCUCGCACGCAGGCACCCAACCUCCCAGAGGACUUUACGAUCCUGAGAGAUAAGUGUGUUGGUAUGUUCUUUGAUCCUGCGGACAGACGGACGUGUUGGUUGUGGGGUGCUGCCUGGCUCGCACAUAUCAAGAUGCAUGUCGAGAUGCCUAAGCCCACGAUGCGACCUGGCCAGGCAAAGAGGAAGAUCGAUGAUGAGCAAGAGUCGUUCCACCAGCCCCAACCCGUCACGAACGGUAAAUUAAAGAGGAGCAAAAAGAAGGAGGCUAAGAGUGUUAACGCGCAGUUGUUGGAGAGAAGACAGGACGCGAACGGUGAUGUGGAGAUGGAUGACUCGAACGAGGGUGAGGUUGAUGGCGUUGUGUCUAGGGAGGAGCGGGAGAAGCCGUUUUGGAUUACGUACAAGUAUCGACCGAUGUUGACGGUUGAUGCGCUUGCGCCCGGAGAGUUUGUUGUUGUUGAGAGGCCGGUGUUUGAUAUGUUGGAGUCUGAGGUUGCGAGGUUCCAUAGGCAUGAGUAUGGACAGUAG
This is a messenger RNA of Saitoella complicata NRRL Y-17804, 2568 nucleotides long. RefSeq names its product WD40 repeat-like protein. Gene Ontology annotation, biological process: maturation of SSU-rRNA from tricistronic rRNA transcript (SSU-rRNA, 5.8S rRNA, LSU-rRNA). The transcript has a single exon. NCBI's taxonomy places the organism in Eukaryota, Fungi, Ascomycota, Saitoellomycetes, Saitoellales, Saitoellaceae. The record is from RefSeq and is a predicted model, not a curated record. Bases 1 to 2568 code for a protein of 855 amino acids. Gene Ontology annotation, cellular component: 90S preribosome; t-UTP complex; small-subunit processome. Gene Ontology annotation, molecular function: RNA binding; protein binding.